Messenger RNA from Linepithema humile (Argentine ant), 4804 nucleotides. Lineage: Eukaryota; Metazoa; Arthropoda; Insecta; Hymenoptera; Formicidae. The record is from RefSeq and is a predicted model, not a curated record.
AUUGGCGUAGUCCUGCGAUUUUCGCUGGACGUGCAUGUCAAAAAUUUGUGAUGGCGGCGAUGUUGAAGGUUAGUGGACAGUGAAUAAACAAGUUACCCACUCAAAAGCAUGGACAAGGCACAAUUUACAUUUGAAGAUAAAUGGCCGUAUAUGCGACCAAUUAUAUUGAAAUUACUUAAGCAAGAGCCAGUGACGCAGGCAGAAUGGCAGGAUUUAUUUUACUCUGUCCAUGUAUGUUUAUGGGAUGAUAAAGGACCCCCUAAAUUACGUGAUGCUCUAAAAGAAGAUAUAAUGGAUUUUAUACAACAAGCUCAACAGAGAGUUUUAACACAUCAAGAAGAGCAAGCAUUGUUGAAAGCAUAUAUAGCCGAGUGGAGAAAGUUUUUUACACAAUGUAACUAUUUACCAACACCGUUUAGACAAUUAGAAACGUAUCUCGCAGGAAAAACUAGUUCUAGUACUCAAAAGAGGAAUCAGCCUGAUGACAUUGUUAGAAAGCUAAUGUUGGAUAGCUGGAACCAAAGUAUAUUCAAUGAAAUAAAACAAAGACUCCAGGAUGCAGCUAUGAAAUUAGUAAGAGCUGAAAGAAACGGUGAAGCAUUUGACUCUCAACUUGUUAUUGGUGUCAGAGAAUCUUAUGUAAACUUGUGUUCAAACACAUCGGAUAAGCUUGAGAUAUAUAGAGACAAUUUUGAGGCAGCAUAUGUACAAGCCACCGAAGCGUUCUACUGGGUUAAAGCGCCAGAGUAUCUAUCUAUGCACGGUGUAGAAAAUUAUAUGCGUUAUGCCGACUCCAAGUUGCGAGAGGAGGAAUUGCGUGCUCAGAAAUACUUGGAGCCGAAUACCACUAGUAUGCAAAGAUUAACAGAAUGUUGCGUGAAAGUGUUAGUCGCCACCUUCAAACCAGCCAUACUCGCGGAAUGCCCGCGGAUGAUUCAACAUAAUCAAACUGAUAAGCUUCGCCUCAUGCUGAAGUUAAUGGACAGAGUAUCCGACGGCGUCAAUCCUAUGUUGCGAAAUUUGGAAGAACACAUCGCGUGCGCGGGCCUGGCGGACAUGAUGGCAGCUGUGGACGUUAUUACACAAGAUUCCGAGAAAUACGUGGAAAGACUGUUAGAGCUCUUCCAUAGAUUUUCCACGCUCGUUAAAGAGGCGUUCGAUGAUGAUCCACGGUUUCUUACAGCACGAGACAAAGCUUAUAAGCUCGUUGUCAAUGACGCCACGGUAUUUAAGUUAGAAUUGCCUACUCGGCAGGGUUCCGGGAUCAGUAGCGCGUCUGUUUUAAAUAGUAGACCUAUUACUACUAACAAUGGACUGGCCGAGUCGAAGUGUCCGGAACUCCUCGCGAAUUUCUGUGAUAUGCUUCUUAGAAAAACGCCCCUGAGUAAGAAACUAACUACCGAUGAAAUCGAAAGUAAAUUGAAGGAUGUGCUGUUAGUGUUAAAAUACGUUCAAAACAAGGAUGUAUUCAUGCGUUAUCAUAAGGCGCAUUUAACUAGACGGUUAAUAUUGGACACGACCACGGACUCGGAGAAGGAAGAAAAUAUGGUGGACAUGCUUCGCGAGGUCGGCAUGCCCGCGGACUUUGUUAAUAAAUUAGCUCGUAUGUUCCAAGACAUUAAAGUGUCGCAGGAUCUGAAUCAACAGUUCAAGGAACAAUGCCGGGCCGCCAUUGCGGAUAGCAUAAAUAUUAAGAUUCUCAAUGCGGGCGCGUGGGCUAGAGGUAGCGAGCGUGUCACCGUGAGUCUACCGCUCCAGUUGGAAGAUUAUAUUCCAGAGGUCGAAGAAUUUUACAAGAAGAAACAUAGCGGAAGGAAGUUGCAGUGGCAUCAUCACAUGUCGAAUGGCACGAUAACAUUUGCAAAUAAAGUAGGACGUUUCGAUAUAGACGUAACGACCUUUCAAAUGGCGGUGCUGUUCGCCUGGAAUCAACGACCCAACGAAAAGAUCUCGUACGAGAAUCUCCGAUUGGCCACCGAGCUCCCGGAUCCCGAGCUGAGACGGACUCUCUGGUCCUUGUGUGCCUUCCCAAAGCUGAAACGGCAACUUCUUUUGAUAGAACCGCAUGCCGCCACCCCGAAAGAUUUUGCGAAUGACACGAGAUUCUGGGUCAAUCAAGAAUUCACUAUUGUGAAAAACGGCAAGAUGCAAAAGCGGGGCAAGAUAAACCUGAUAGGACGUCUGCAAUUGUCGACGGAGCGUAGCAGGGAAGAGGACAACCAGUCUAUCGUACAGCUCAGAAUAUUACGAGUACAGGAGGCUAUCAUCAAGAUUUUGAAGAUGCGCAAGAAAAUUUCUAAUGCGCAAUUACAGACCGAACUAGUGGACAUAUUAAAAAAUAUGUUUUUGCCGAGUAAAAAGAUGAUAAAGGAACAGAUCGAAUGGCUCAUCGAACACAAGUAUAUUCGUAGGCACGACGAUGACAUUAAUACAUUUGUGUAUAUGGCAUAACACGGGAUUAUAUAUACAUACAAGAUUGUUCGAGCUAUGGUUAAUAUUAUAUUUUUAUAAAACAAAAGAUUUUUAGUUUUCUCAUAUGCGAGGAUACAUUCGAGUCCACAGUGUUGCGCGAUUAUGUUUUACCCGUUUUCCUGUAAUACAGUGAAGAGAAAGAAAAGAGCGAUAUAUUAUUCAACUGGGUCUUCAAGUAAGAAGCACAUGUCUACAAAACAAAGCCAUAUCGCCACUAAACAAUUGUUAUUAUGUGAAAUGUAUAGCAAAAGUCUGGGGAAAAUGUCGCAAUAAUAAUAAGAAAUCAUAUGCGGUGUACAAUAUUAUAUUAUGAUAAAAUUAAUGUUUAGUUUACUUUGGCAUUGAAUAGAUUAAUCUAAUUAAGAAUUUGGAAUUUUAAAAAAAAAUGAGAAUCACCGGCAAUACUAUCAUUGAUUCAACUGUUUAUAUUCUUAAAAUAUCUAUAUUUAUAUAUUUAAUCUGUACUGUCAAUCUUGAAUUUGUUAAAAGAAAAAAAAGUUACAGCAGUCGACAUGCAAACAGCAAUUUGGCACUAAAAACAUCGAUAGAUUCUUGCACAAAUCUAAACGAUGGUGCACGACGGUAUUGUAUGUACAUUGCAUCAAAUUCAAUCGUAAACAAUAAAAAUUCGCAUAUACUUGAAUAAAUAUAUACAUACUGUAAUGUUUUACAUACGGAUUUACUCGUUACUAAUUAAAAUGUGGACUACUGCGAAAGGUUUGUUCGAAUAUUCUCUACACUAUAUGGCAUUCUUAAUUUUAGCCCUAGGAUUUUAUAAUCAAAUUUGCGGACGGCGUUUCGAAGAUGUUCAUACCUCUCAUUUUCAGAAUACACAUUAAAAGCCCGACGAAUAAUGUCAUUCAAUGGCCUACUUUGGUGCGUAAAGCAUGUACCUCGCAACACCAAACUUGAUUUUAGUGGUGAUGAGAACACGUGUAUUUGUAUGAUGAUUUCUAUACCUCCGGAACAGUCUUACGAUGGUUCGAAUCGUUGAAAUAAGUCAGAAAAGUAGUUACUUAAGCAAAUAAUAAACGACGGUCAUAUGUAUAAAGCUUUUAUAUAACGUCAAUAAGUGAAAGACGAGUGUAAUGGUAUAAAAUCUCAAUGAAUUAAACGACAGACUAUUUCAUAACUGUGUACAAUACGUCAUUAUCGAAUCUUGUCGAUCUCUACUUCAUCUAUCAUUGUUUAUACAGACAAACGGAAUAAAUUCCACGUGGCAAUGAGUAACGUUCACAUCAGACCAUAUAAAUACAUAUAUCAGAAUCUCUCUUCUUUUUUUUUUUUAACGUAAAAUAAUUUGUAUUUAUAUUUUCUUCGAUACAAAUAAUUUGUACAUUAUUUCCUCUGGUGUAAUAAUACGUAUUUGUUUAGAUCUUGAUUUUCGGCAAAGAAAGAUUACACUUGACACCGAAACGGUUUUUCACACCGUUUCGACGCCGGAAGAAUAUAAGCCAUACUAUGUGUUAAAGUAAGUGUUACUAUAAAGUAUUUAUAAAUAUUCAACAAUUAGGUUUUAGGUCACAGAUCUUGCAUUAACAGGAAUAAUACGUUUCACUUACAGAACAAUAUAUACAUAUACACAAUCACCACUGCCGCUGUGUAAAUCAGUAACGCUGAUAUGAUCACAUGCUGUAUUGAUAUUUCUAUCCUAUUUUUCUUCUAACUUAAUCCUUAAAGAGCAGAGUGAUAACAAUAAGUUAAACUUUGUUAACAAGAGACCAUAGAUAUAGAUUUAGGAUAGCGUGUAAUGUUCAAGCUAAUGCGAACUAGCUCCCUACGGAAAACACAGAACGAAGAACCACAUGAUAACUUUUUUUUUAGAACAAUACAUUCGUAUACACACACAUAUCACAUACAUAUUAAUGCCAUAUAUCUCCGUAGAUUUUACUUUUUUCUCGCACGCAUGCAAAAAUCUUGAUAGAGAACUCGAUUGACACAAUCGUGAAAGCAUCUUUUUUUUUAAGAGAAAGAGGAAUAUAAGUAAAUAAAAGAAAAAUCCUUGAAACUUUGAUUCUCUGAUUUUGUCAAGUGUUCUAACAUUAGUAUCAUCUGUGGAUUCACAACAAUAGUCUGCAUUAGACAUUACGUGCUGUUUAACAAUCUGAAUAACACACCGACAACGAGAGGUAGAAUUGCAAAAUCUGUAUGCAUCUUCAACAACUUUUCUUCAAUACAUUAAUUGUUAGCUUCACCACGUCGGACGUAAUUUGUCAUGAUAUGCGAUUAUUGACAUUUAUUAAGAAGAGAACAAAGAUGCGCGCGUGGUGUACGUUUAAAUUGUCGAAAAUUUCUUGAACCCACAAUGUGCAUUGUAACAGAAAAAAAAAAA